Cheilinus undulatus (humphead wrasse) is the source of this 1564-nucleotide messenger RNA. RefSeq names its product PEST proteolytic signal-containing nuclear protein-like. Gene Ontology annotation, biological process: protein ubiquitination; proteasome-mediated ubiquitin-dependent protein catabolic process. The record is from RefSeq and is a predicted model, not a curated record. Bases 32 to 550 code for a protein of 172 amino acids. The transcript is spliced from 5 exons. NCBI's taxonomy places the organism in Eukaryota, Metazoa, Chordata, Actinopteri, Labriformes, Labridae. Gene Ontology annotation, cellular component: nucleus.
UGAUAGGGAAUCACAAGAUUUGAGAGGCGAAAUGAUGGAAGACCACAAGCAUAACAGAAGAGUUUUCCACAAAGACGGAGGGCCGCAAGAGGAGGAAGGCAGAGUGAAAACUAAGCCUGUCUCUUGUAGUACUGGGGGAGGAGAUGGGACCGCAGUUAAGCGCACAUCCCAGCAUCUCACAUCUGAAGACGAAGAUGAGUCCUCCGCAGGCCCACCGGCACCCCGCAAAGUCUCCAAGAUAGGCUUUAGCAUGGGCAGUCAGAUGGGGAAGAAGUCCAACCCCAUUUCUAUCAAACUGGGAGCUUCAAAACCCAAAGAGCCUGCACCAUCCCUACCUCCAAAAAAAGCAGGACUGGCUUCUGUUUUUAAUGACAGUGAUGAUAGUGAACCUGAGGAGAUGCCUCCCGAGGCAAAGAUGAGAAUGAAAAACAUCGGAAGGGAGACACCGACAUCUGCAGGACCCAACUCAUUCAACAAGGGCAAGCAAGGCUUCUCUGAUCAUCAAAAACUUUGGGAGAGGAAACUGAAGGCCCAAGCAGACAAAUUGUAGAUCUACAACCGUUUUUUUGUCCUUAAUGAAGGUUUUUGUAUAGUUUAAACCUUGUCAGAGAUAAUUUGAAGGACAACUUUAGCCUUCAAUGAUACUCUUGGACUGAAUUUAUGUUCAUGUUCGUGACCACUACCGGUGGAGGCUAAUUGGGAAGAGAGAUGUGGAGAUGGGAGAGACAAAAACUAACAUGGUCAGUGUAUUGUUUUAAGUGAUUUAUUUGCUGCCGUUGCCUAUUUCUGGGUAACAGGGAAAUCUGAGACCUCAUUCUCCUUUUUAAGAACUGCUUGUUAGAUCUGAGGCUAGCUAGGUACGGGCGCCAGCAAUCUGUCUGUAUUGAUUGUCUCAUCUUAGUGUAAAAAUGUAAAAAGUGUGACACGUUUUUUUUUCUUUCCCAAACCCAUAAAUGCAAAGUGUGCGUUUGAAUGCAAUGUCAGUUUGUGCUUGUGUGUGUGUGGGCAUAGAUUAGUCAAUAAAUAAUUUCCCCUAAUAAGUAUACAACCCUUUGGGUUCACCUGCUGUGCCACAUCAUAGGCAGCCUUUUAUAUUUUUUGUUUGUUUGAGCUCCAAGUAGCUCUUAUUUGUACACACAGUACUAUCUCUGUCUGCUAACUCUGGCAAAUAGUUCAGUCUUUAUGUGUGCUUGCUUUUAGACAAAGGAAGGAUGCAAAUGUGUUUUUGUUUGGAGUUUUAAAGAGCAGAAUAGAGCAGAGAUGACUUGAGUACCAGCAUGCUGGUAAGUCAUAUGAAAUCAUUGUUGGAAGGUAGAGAUCAGGCAAAAUUGUAUACUUUUCUUUGUAUUAUGAUUAUUAUUGUUCAGAAAGCAAACUCUUAGAGUUAAUAUGGUACCUCUGUGUUUCUCCUCACUCAGAUAAUCUUGGUUACCUAACCUUUGUUUAGACUUUCUCCUACUGAACUACACCCAUAUCCACUGUUUCAGUCUGUUUUAUCAAACACAGUUCUCUUGAAUACAGAUUUAAUACACAGUCAUUAAAAUAAAAAAGUGAAUGACAUGAC